Messenger RNA from Miscanthus lutarioriparius, 1446 nucleotides. The record is from the annotation of a GenBank genome assembly. NCBI's taxonomy places the organism in Eukaryota, Viridiplantae, Streptophyta, Magnoliopsida, Poales, Poaceae.
AUGCCCUUAUUAAGAGAAGGUCAAUCUAGCGGCGGUUCCCAUGUUUCUGUCGAGAUUGAUGUCACUCCCUGGGCCCAAGAGUUGAGAGAGCGGCAUGAACACCUGACAUCUAGACUCGGUGGUGGAUCUUCUACACCAUGCCCCAUCACCAUCGGCAUGGUCGAACACCUGACCCGCAACGUGGACCCUCAAGAGUACGACCCCCAUCACGUCUCCAUUGGACCUUACCACCGGACAAAGCACCCGCGCCUUGCGAGGGAGGACGAGAAGCUCCUAUGCUUCCAUGCCGUCCGAUCGGCAGCGACACGCGACGACGUGACGGAGGAGGUGCUCCUGAAAGAGGUGUGGCUCUUGGAGGAUCGCGCGAGAAGCUGCUACGCCGACCCGAUUCAAAUGGAAACCAAGGAGUUCGUGCACAUGCUGCUGCUCGACGCCUGCUACGUCCUCGCCCGGUUCACUGACAUCGUCGGCGACGACGAAGGGACGACCGUUGCCGUUGCCAAUGGACAAGUGGAGGGGGAGUGCCACACAAGUAGCGCGGCCUUGGCCUCGGCGCCGGCGGUGCCGACGGCGGGGGGUGACGACAGUGACAGUCUGCAGGACGUCAAGGUGGUGCGCGAUGUCUUGUACCUCGCAGAGAAUCAAAUACCAUUCUUCGUUGUUGCCAAGGUCCACGAGCUCAUCACUGGGGGAAGCGGCACUUGUGCAGUAGGCACCUUCUUGGGGUAUGUUGGGGACCUCCUCAAAAAGCAGCAGUACUCCAUGGCGACGCCGGAGGUAACCGCUCUUUCUGAUUCUGAUGUCGGCAAUCUUCUGCACCUGCUGCACAUGCACUUGAAGCCCACCGGUGACGGAGACGGACCCAAAACCAUCGGCGGCGGCCAGCGGGUGGGUCGUUGGCGUUCGGCCACCGACUACCACUACGCAGGAGUGAGGUUCAAGAGCCGGCCUGUCGGAGCCGACGCAGCCCAAUGCAUCCUGGACGUGAAGCUGGACAGCGGCGGCGGGACACUGCUUGUUCCGCGCCUGACGCUCGACGCCCGGACGCUGGGGCUCCUGCGCAACCUCAUGGGGAUGGAGCAGCGUAACCCGGCCAAGGGUGGCAUGCACGGCAAGGACGUUGAGUUCCUGUGGAGGAGAGGGAUCAUCGUACACAGUCUAGGCAACCAUGCCGAGGUCGCUGACUAUUUCACAAACCUCUGCAAGGGGAUCGUCUUCAAGCUAGACGACCCCAGCAGAAACUACCUGUUAGCAACUUGCGAGGCGCUGGAGAAGCGCUCCAGGAGCCACCCGCGCCGGUGGAUGGCGUGGCUGCGGCGGAAGUACUUCAGCAAUCCAUGGCUUACCACUGGGCUCGCCGUGGCAGCCGUCGUGCUGUUCUGUACCGUGGUGCAAGCAGUAUAUUCCUUUUUGAGUUACAAACAAGGAGCGAACCAAAAACACUAG